AGCCGGGCCGGGCCCCGGCGGGGCGGUCCGUGGGCGCCGGGCGAAGCGGCGUGAGCAGGGCUGUGGGGCUCGGGCGCUGCCGUGUUGCCGGUAGCCUGGCGGGGAGCCGGCCACCCCGCAGUGGCCCUGCGAGCGGCCGUGGGGCUCUGGUCGGUGCGUCGGCCUUGUGCCGGCUUACACCGAGCCCUGAAGAGGCCCGGGGGGUGGUUCUCCCCCCUCCCGGCGCUGCUGCGGCCGUGGGUGGGCAGCGUUGCUGAAACAUAAAGCUGAUUUCCUUUUUCCAAAAGGAAGAAGUUUUGGUAUAACAGCCCUACCCUGGGAUCUAAAAUGAUGUAUAAACCAACCCAGUUGACCUCUAUAAUAAAAGAUGACCAGACAAAAACUAGGAAAGAAGAUAACAUACGCCUCAGAGUUUUGAAUAAUCUUAUUCAUAAAGCUGUGACAGAGAUGAUGAGGACCAGUGAAGUUAAUCAAGAACUUUAUGAUCUCAAGCUGGAAAUCUGCAAGGUGUCCCUGGCCUCAAACUUUUCAGCAUGUCGUUUGUACUGGAAUCCUUCUGCUACUAUGGAGAAACAAAGUUAUGUUGAAAGUGUACUAAAGAGGAGUGCUCCACGAAUACGGUAUCUUCUGAUGAGUCAGCAGAUUGUAGGAAAUGUACCCCCGGUACUAUUUGUAAAAGAUAAAGAAACUGCAGCUGUAAAAGAGAUUGAGGAAUUGUUGUCAGUUGCUGAUUUUGGACCUCCAGAAGAAGAAGAAACAUCUCAAAAUCAUUCCAGUGAAGUGUUGUCUUCAGCAACUCAAUCUCCAGAGUCACCCAUGCGGUCUAAUCUUUUUGGUAUUGAUCAUGAACUGCUGAAUAAGCAGAUAAUGGACUACAAAAGAUCGAAAGUGUCAAGAGAUAGAGAAAGCAUUCCCUGGACAGAAGAGCAAGAGGAGCAGCUGUCUAAGAUUCAAAGGAAAGCUAAAAACAAGAAAACAAGGUAUCCUCCUGAUGAUGACGACAUUACACCACAGAAAUACUUACUGCACAGAUAUGAAACUGAUUACUCGGAUGAUAAUGCUGAAUCAGUCUUGGACUAUGAGCUGGAGGAUGAAUUAGAGGAAGAGGUAAAUGAAUUGGAGGCGGAUGAUGGUAGAAGUCUAAGUCAGCCCACGGAUAAACUGAAAUGAAGUGAAAAAGCCACUCCCUUUAAAAUGGAGGCUGCCAAUAGCAAAAAAAAAAAAAAAGGACUGCCAUAGGUACCGAAAGGUUUGUUUUGUACAGCCUGUUUACCACUUCAUCUUUUCAGAUAGGUUUUCCACACAUGGCGGGGUUUGCUAGCACAAGAUGUGUAAGAAAACCAAAAAUGCUAUUUGUAACAUUCUGUUAAGCAGCUUUCAAGCUGCUACAGUUGUAGGACUUUCAACCAGAGAGCAGUUUUGUAAUAACAAGAUACAUAGUGCAGCCCUGAGUUAAAACUCCUUGCAGUUCUGUUGAUUAUUUCCAG
This is a messenger RNA of Athene cunicularia (burrowing owl), 1487 nucleotides long. RefSeq names its product ribosome binding factor A (gene RBFA). NCBI's taxonomy places the organism in Eukaryota, Metazoa, Chordata, Aves, Strigiformes, Strigidae. The record is from RefSeq and is a predicted model, not a curated record. Bases 328 to 1170 code for a protein of 280 amino acids. Gene Ontology annotation, biological process: rRNA processing. The transcript has 6 exons.